Stegodyphus dumicola is the source of this 4675-nucleotide messenger RNA. RefSeq names its product protein NipSnap-like. NCBI's taxonomy places the organism in Eukaryota, Metazoa, Arthropoda, Arachnida, Araneae, Eresidae. Gene Ontology annotation, cellular component: mitochondrion. The record is from RefSeq and is a predicted model, not a curated record.
CGAUUAGACACAGCUAUCCGGUCUCCGCUUAAUUCGAAAGGAAAACCGAUCGCAAACGAAAAAGAAUGUCUUCCUUACUAAAUACAGUUCGUCACAUGAAAACCGGAUUAAACACAUCAUUUCGAAGAUCUUUUAGGAUAGGAAGUUCUUGUAAUUCUAAUAGUGAUAGCUGGUUUAGUAAACUUUUAAUGGUUCGAAAAAUUGAUCCUGGUCAUGAUUCUCAUUCAAGAUUAUUAUCAGCUUCAGAAAUAAUAUAUGAGAUGCAAACUCAUGAUGUCAAACCUGAAAAAAUCGAACCAUACCUGGAGAAUUAUGAAAACUAUGCAAAAGUAGCGGCAGAAAAGUCAGAAGGUACUGAAUUAGUUGGGAGCUGGCGUGUAGAAAUAGGUGAUCAAGAUCAGUUUAUUCAUAUUUGGCGAUAUAAGCAUGGAUAUACUCAUGCUUCUGAAUUUUUAGAUUUAUGUCACUCAGAUUCAGACUUGAAAGCCCUAAUGAACCAGCGUAUCAACUAUCUAAGAUACAGAGAAAAUCAGUUCAUGUUACCCUUUAGUUUCUGGGGUCAUCCUGAACCGAGAAAUGACAAUAAUAUGUAUGAAAUGAGGUCUUAUGUGUUAAAGCCUGGCACAAUGAUAGAAUGGGGUAAUAAUUGGGCUAGAGGUGUUACAUAUAGGAAAGAAAGUGCUGUAGCUGGUUUUUUCUCCCAGAUUGGUCAGCUUUAUAUGGUGCAUCAUAUAUGGGGAUAUAAAGAUUUACAAAUGAGGAAAGCCAUAAGAGAUGCUGCAUGGAGAAAACCUGGUUGGGAUGAAUGUGUUGCUCAUACAGUUCCCUUAAUACGUGAGAUGAGAAGUAGAUGGAUGGUGCCUACUAAAUUUUCUCCGAUAAAAUAGGAUUAGCUUAGAAAUGAUCAACUUGUCAUUUUAUGGAAUUUAUUGCAUAUAAUAUUUGGUUUUUUUUUUUUUUUUUUUUUUUUUUUUUUUUUUUUUACUGUUUUUUCUUUUUAAAAGUUAACAUUUUAUUUUUGAUUAUUAUCAUUACUUCAUAUUUUAGGUUUGAUCUCUGUUAUGUACAUAAUAUCCUACCUCUGUAAUUUUACAGUAUUACAUCAUAUAACUGAUCAUUAUUUCAUGUGUCAUUCUUCAUGUAAAUACCUUGGUGAUGUAAAUAACAUAUAAAUGAUAUUUUUGUUUAAUAGAUUUCUUGUUGUUAUCCUCUUAAAGCAAUGUUUUCCAAAAUUAUCAUUCACUGAAAAUAUUUUUAGGAUUAAAUUAUAUCAAUCGUAAAACCAGAAUAUAAUAAUAAAAUCUCAGUUGAUUGGGAAACAAAAUCAAUUUAUUGCAGGCAUGCUUUUUCAUGAAUAUAACAUUUUCUGUUGCUACAAUAUAUAAUUUUUUUAAAAAAAAUGGAUGGUAAUCUGUACAAUAGACCAUUCCUGCUACCUAAUGUUUGGGUUUUAGACUUUAUACUGUAUUAUGAGUAGGAAAUAUCUUUAUGUGGAUUCUGCUUGUGCUAAUAGAGAAGCCUAAUUCUUGGGGCAAGGCUGGUGACAUUUCGUCUGUUCUGUGGAAAUAUUAGUUGUAAUGUAAUUCAGAGAUAUAAAUAGGAAAGGAAUUUUUGUUUGCUCUUUUUAAUUUUUCAUUCAGCUAUUUAUCUUGUUCAGAUAAGUCCUAUCACAAGUUGAUUACCUGUGCUACUAUUAGAGUGUUGUGUAGGUAAUAAAAGUUCUUUUCCCAUUUGAGUUAAAAACAAGUUUAGGAAAUAUAAUUAUACUGAGCUUUAUUGGAAUCUUUUUUGUGUGUGUGUGUGUGUGUGUGUGUGUGUGUGUAGCUCUUUCUCUCUCUCUAUAUAUAUUAGCCUAGUCAAUCCAAAUUUAAGUAAUUGGAUUUAAUUUUUAUGUAUGCGAGAUUUUUACCUAUGAAAACCUAUGCAAAGGAGAGUUAAAAUGGUGUUUAUUUUCUUCAUUGUGUUUUACUUGUUUUUACCGGUGUGUAUUAUUAUAGUUAAGAUAGAAAAUGUAAAAACUGAACAAAACUUAAAACUGUUAUUUUGGGAAACAUUGCGUUUCAGUCUUUCAUUAUAUAUAAAAGUUCUGUAUUUUCAUUCUAGUCUUUCUAAAUGUGAAUUCUUUUAAACAAUUAUUUGUGUUUAAUUUCCUUAGUUGAUUGUUUUAAUUUGUUAUUUCAUUAAGAUAAUUUAUUUUCAUGUGAAAGUUUGUAUUUUAUUAUUAUAAUUAGUAAUUUUGGGGGAAUAGUCACCUUUCUAGCCCUGAAUUCCUGAUCAACGUAUCGAAUAGAGUGCAUUUAAUGAGUAACUUGUACAUAAAAAAUGCAACAUUAAUUUCAUAUUCAGAGCACAGUAUGUUUUUAAAAUUAACAAAUUAAGCUUUGUUAAUCAAAUUCAUAUUAAGAAUCAAGGUUUGUUUGAUAAUGAAUGAGAAAUCACAAGUUUCAAACUGUUACUCUUCUGAAAUGUGUGAUAUCAGGUGCCGAUUUUAGGCUUGUGAUACUUUUGUAUAGCAUCUUGUAACUUAUUUUUAUAGUAUGUAAUAAAUUAGCACAAUUAUGACUUUUAACAAAAUUACUAUUAUGUAGAUCUGAAAUUCCUUUAUAUUAAUUGAGGAUAAAAUUAAUACAGAUAUUGUAACAAGCUUGAUUUUGUAAAUACAUAUUGCAAGGUGAUUGCAAAUUGUUUGAAAAAAUGAAAGCAGGAAGAGGUAAUCUUUCAAGUUAAAUAAAAUAGUUCAAUUAGAUCUGUUACAAGUUAACGUGCCGCCCAACCGGUAUAGUGGUUAGCAUCACCGACUGUCGUGCCAAAGGGCCCGGGUUCAAAUCCCAUCGAAGGCAUGGAUGUCUGUAAAUGUAUGGUGUCCGCACAGCAUGGGGGCACUCUAAAUAUGCAGUGAGCCGAAAGUCCUCUCAAGAGGUUGGUGGUACGGGAAGAGGAGUGGGAGACCCCUUGGGGUGCUCUCUAUGAAAAUUAGGGGCGGAACUGAGCUAAAUCACACUGUCACCUCUAAGGUGCUAAAGGCUGUGCCAACAACAGACAUAAUCUUUCACUCCUUGCCACAAGCAAUUUCGUGGGCUUGGGCUGGCUAUAGAUCAGACUAGUGAGCAUUAACAACAACACAAAUUAACAUAGGAAAACGUUUAGUUUGUGUUAAAAUUUUUCAGCAGAUCUGUAGAAUGGAAAAAAAACUUUCUUUAACAUUAUUUCACAGAAGCUUUCCCUUUUAAGUUUUUAAAAUUGUUUAGUGAUUUUUUGUAUUUUCAUUAUUAUGACCAUUUAUUUAAUAAUUAUAAAAUUUUAUGUGUGGGAAGCCUCUAAAAAUUGAAGUUUCUGAAAAUUAUUUAAAAAAUGUUUGAUAAUUUUAUUUUGCGAAAUGGUUUUAGUCCAGAUUAAACUAUAUUUUUAUGUUCUUUUUUAAAUAAGUGCACAUGCUUUUCAUUCUAGUGGGUUUGAUUGUUUUAAAAAUUGUAAAUGAUGAAUAAGUUUUCUUACCUUUUUUUUUUUUUUUUUCAUUUUUUAUCAGUAAGAACUAUUUAUUACCAUUAAGUUCAUUAGCAAUGGCAGACUGAUGCUUUUUAAUAGAAACUGGUUUCCAUGAAAUUUCCACAAUUGUUUCUUGGGUGUUUUGUAUAAAUGCUAUUUUCUAAAAUAUAUAUUUGUUAUUUGCAAAACUCAGAAUCAGCAUAAACACGGCAGCAGUUAAACAUCCAUCAGCAUCAAAUGAAUGUAAUAUAUUCUUACUUGCUUUUAUUUUUUAAAAAAAUAAAUUUUUGUUCAUUUCUACAAAUGGGGAAAUAUUUUAAUUGUAGUAGUCCUUUUGCAUCUAUCUAGAAUUUAUUUUCACAGGUGGAAUAAUUAAUUUCCUGCAAAAUGUAGACAUGAUCAUGUUAUAGUGGUGUAAUGUAGAAAAUAAUAGAAUGAUUUAUAUGUAAGGCAAUUGGAUGGGUUGAAUUUUCUGUUUCUGUUGCUAUUUAUUCUGAAUUGUCAUUGCAUUAUAAAAAAUUUUUAAUUAUAUUUUCAAUUUCAUUGAAAGUUAGCAGAAGUAACACAGAGUAGCUAGUGAAAUAUGCUUAAUUCUAAAAAUUCUACCUCUGAAAUUAUGUUUUAGAUAUAAUUUUACCUGUAUAUUUUAAUUUCAGUGAUUACAAAUUACAGUCUUCAGUUACAUUAUUUCAAUAAUAUAGAAAUCAUUUAAAUCCACCAUUAAAGAUAAAUUAAUUAGUACAGUUCAUUGUGCAUUAAUUAGUAAUUAUAUCCUUUCCUCUAGAUUGAGACAUUUUUUAUAACUUUGUGUACAUACUUAAGAUGUGAAAAGCAAAUGGUUCAAGCUUUGGAAAAUAUUUUGCAUUUAAAAUUAUUUUGCUUAAAGCAUCAUGCACUUUGCAAGCAAGACUUACAAGCAUUUUGUAAUUUUUAGUGAUAAUGAAAUUUUUGAAUGCUCUGUUUUGGCUAUUAAGUUUUUUCUAAUUAUGAAGGAUAAUUUUCUAUUUAUGCAAAAAUUUUAUAUAACAUGCUGAUAGCGUUAUAUGAAGAUUUUUCGGCACUUUGAAAAAGUAUUACUGUUUUCAGUUUUGCAAGCAAAUCAUGUCCAUACUAAAUAUAUGUUAUUGCCAAUCAACUGUGUAUAAAAUCUUUCAUUUAUCUUUUGUGUAAUAAAAGUGUAUUGCUCAGA